GUAGCACAGUGUUCCCAUCUUAUUUCCAGACACCAGACGGGAGAGGUGUCACCCAUAGCGACUGCUGUUUCAGCAGGAAGAGUUUCCCUUGCACCAUGGACCCUCCCAGCUCUGGCCCGGAGCGAGCAGGGGAACGAGGCCAGGCCCCCAGCCAGGAGCGCAGCCACAGCGAGGACGAGCGGCGGAGGCAGCAGGAGCGGCUCAACAGGGAGGAGGCCUACUACCAGUUCAUCAAUGAGCUGAGCGAGGAGGACUACCGGCUCAUGAGGGACAGCAACCUCCUCGGCACCCCAGGAGAAAUCACUGCUCAGGAACUACGGCAGCGCUUGGACGGUGCCAAAGAGCGUCUGUCAUCUCAGCCAAGAGCAGAAAACGGUGAAGCUGUGCAACAGGAUACUAACAGAGGUUCUGAGGCCCCUGGGGAGAGCUCUAAUGGUGAUUCUCUGCUGCAGUGGCUCAACACGUUCCGCCGCACGGGCAAUGCCACGCGGAGCGGGCAGAGCGGCAACCAGACCUGGCGAGCCGUGAGCCGGACCAACCCAAACAGUGGGGAGUUCCGCUUCAGCCUGGAGAUCAACAUCAACCACGACCAGCACGAGCACAGUUACGACUCCGGCAACGAGCAACCCGCCGACACCUCCAGCCUGCCCGGUGCCACCGAGAGCGGGAGGCUGCAGAGAUCCACGAGCACCACCGCCAGGCGCACCAGGAACAGUACCGCUAGGCUCGACCCCGGCCGCCAAGCAGCCAGGUCGGCAGGCAGGACGAGGAACGUGCAGAGGACUGACAUUGCCGAGCCAUCAUCAGCGGCCGCCCAGAGGAGGCUGAGAAGCAGCACGGGUAGGAGAGCCCUAAGAAGGUUGAGAAGUGCCUUGCAGCAGAGAUCAAUGGGCAGGACUGCCGAGCAGAGGCUGGAGAGAGGGCAGGAAUGCCCCAGGGUUGUCCAGGAAAGUGGAGGCCAGGUGGGUGCGCCUCAGUCUUCGGAGCCUAGGAGUAGCAGGACUAGGACCAGAAUAAACCUAAGGACAGGCGAAGAUAGCGACCCCCAGGGGAGGCGGUCCCGGAGCUCUGCGAGCAGGAGAAGCCGCUCACCUCUGCGUCGGUCUAGCGCAGCCUCUGCCUCUGUCUCUGCUUCUGCUUCAGCCUCUGCCUCUACAGCCCAGUUGGAAGAAAGUCUGGACACAUCUGCAGAGCAGAGGCCUAGCAGAGUGAGCGGGAGGGAAGCUGUGGGAACGGCUGCCUCAGCUAGGGAGGGUGGGCAGCUGGAAAGUGGGAGCCCUUCUGUGGAGCCACCUUCUCUAGGAGUAGCCUCAGAGGGUGUGGUGGAGGAAGCAGAGUCUAACAGCUCCUCUUCAGCCAGUGUUAGGAGACACCCGACCAUCAUGCUGGACCUCCAGGUAAGGAGGAUCCGCCCCGGCGAGAACCGAGACCGGGACAGCAUUGCCAGUCGGACGCGUUCCCGGGUCCGCAUGGCAGAAAACACAGUGACGUUCGAGAGUGACAGCGGUGGCUUCCGACGCACCAUAUCCCGCUCGGAGCGGGCGGGGAUACGAACCUACGUCAGCACUAUCCGGAUCCCCCUGCGGCGCAUCUCGGAGACCGGCCUGGGGGAGCCCUCGUCCGUUGCUCUCCGGUCGAUCCUACGGCAAAUCAUGACCGGCUUCGGGGAGCUGAGUUCCCUGAUGGAGACUGAGGCAGACUCGGAGGGGAACCCAGGCAGCCGCUCUGUAGACAACGGCUCUGCCACAAAUUCCUUUCAAAUUCACACCAACGACAGCAAUGCGUCCAGCGUGUCAUUAGCAAGCAGACAACCAGAAGCUGAACCCGCUGUGCCCCUGGGGCUCAGUGCUGGGACCCAGCUGUCGGGGCCGGGCUCAGGAAGCAGGGAGGGCAGGCAGUCCAGCAGAGACACCAACAACCUGGUGGAAAACGGCACGCUGCCCAUCCUCCGCCUGGCGCACUUCUUUCUGCUAAACGACGACGAGGAUGACGACCACCCCAGGGGGUUAACCAAAGAGCAGAUUGACAAUUUGUCGACCCGGAACUAUGGCGAAGGCAACCUGGAGGCGGAACUCAGUAAAACCUGCAGCGUUUGCAUCAAUGAGUACGCUGCGGGGAACAAGCUGAGGAGGCUGCCCUGCACCCACGAGUUUCACAUCCACUGUAUCGACCGCUGGCUGUCUGAGAACUCCACGUGUCCCAUUUGCCGGCAGCCUGUCCUCGAUACUCGUCAGAACUGACAGGCAAACACAACGGACCAUUUCUUGGCAGAUGGAAGCUUUUGUAAAUACUGCAUUCGUGUUUUAAAUAUUAAAAACCCAUUGUAAUGAGCGGACGGUAGAACCUAAAGGGAAGAAAGAAAAAAGUAACUAAAGCUAUAUUUUUGUAGACUUCAUUUUUUUUUCUUCUUUGCUUUAAGUUAAGCACUUUCUUAGCAUCAGUGUACUGAAAACAAAAUGAAAUAAAAACAUGCGUUCUCACAGUAACAAUGAAUCCUUAACGAAGGAGUCGCUUGCACAUGGGGAAAUAAACUUCUUCAAAAGAUGUACAAUAUUAAGAAAUUAAGAUCACUUGCUGGAUUUUAAGUUUAAACCUUCUUACAGUAGUACUGUGAGGAAGGUUAAUUCUUUUUUUUGGGGGGGGGGUAUAAAAUGCUAAUCCUUUUUGUGUUUUGGGUGCAAAUGUUAGUACUUGUCAUGAAACAUGGUUUGCAGGUUAUUGUUUUAAAUCAACCUAUGUUAGCAUGACAUGGAGCUGACUUGUAAAAGACUUGAAUUUUUCAGCUGAAUGCGUCCCUGAGUUUUGCUAACAAGGUUACCAAAAAAACCAUGAUUGCUUUACAGCUGCUUUUUCUGAAUGUUCUAUAGCACCUGUUACUUCUAACCAAAUGAUUUCCACUGUAUGUCGCUGUCUUGGAGGAGGGGAGGCGCCUCUAUAAACAAAACACAGCAUGACCUGCCGUUUGUUAAUUUAUCUGCAGUACAGCAUUCAGUAAAACACUGCAGUGUCAAACUUCUCUUACAGACUUGUUUAGAAUAGCUCCGCCAGUAUUGCAGGUGCUAGAAUAUAUACUUUAUCAGAUUAAAUGUUUACUGAACAAUAAUGAUCUACAAUUGUUUUAAUAUAGAAGGUAUUUGAAGGUAUUUGUCUGUUUCACUUCACUUUCCACAACUGAAGUCCCGUAUAUUUCACUGGAACGUAUUGAAUACACAUGAAAAGCCCUUUCAAAGACUGUUUAAACAUGAAUAACUAGUUUCUAGUGUAGUUUACUGUGGCUUUUAGUUCACUGUUCUGAUUUCAACACAGCUUUGUUACCAUCAUUGUUCAUGAAAGAUUUUGAUUGUCAUUCAUAGCUCAAUAAUCCUGAAUUUACUGAAAUAAACAUACUGAAAUAAACUUAAGUAAUGACAAACAUUUCAACUAGAAGUCUUUCUCAGUGUCUUCAAUUGAAAACAUUGAGAAAGACUUCUAGUCGAAAGAUUUGUCAUGAUUUAAGUUUCUUGCAGUAUUUCUGAAGAUUGGGAAAAGGGUCAUAGGUGUUCCUUGACAAGCCCAUUUAGUCUUUGCAGGUCAGCACAGUGUGACUGACUGGUGGGAAUGGUAACAAGCGUAUCAAUUCACACUGGGACCACAAGAGGGCAGUCUUGUAGUAAUGGCAGUGUUGUUAGAGUAGACUGGCCUGAUUCAUACAUUAUUACACACCCAGAAUAAACAGGAUGUUUUAUAAAGCUUUAUGUCUGGGUUUUUAAAAGUGUUUUAAACAUGCUUGCAUUACAGGGUACAUUCUACUGUUUCAUUGUUGCUCCAGGUGAGAUAAUAAACCGAUCAGACAUUGUGUAGAAGAAUGUGAAGAAGUGUUCUAGAAUUGUAAAUGAGUUCUUUUUAUUAUUUUAAUUUGCUAUGUUCUGUCUUUCAUGGACAAUGGAUUUAGUUUUGUUCAAUCUUCAAGUUUAAAUUUACAGCCAUGCUGGUAUCAACAUGAAGCAAAUUAAAAUAACAUUUAUUGAAGUGUUUAAAAAAAAAAAAAAAUAAUAGUAAUUUGUUUUGAAUGUCUACCUUUUAAACUCUUAUGUAAAUGGGGAUAUUCCUGGAGAUUAAUAUGUUGUGAUAUUUUAAAACUUCUUAAUAUGUAUCCAUUGCUAAUUUAAUUAGAUAAACAUGGGUUUUCUAUGUAAACUGUGUUCUUUUAUUGAUAGCCAUUUGUUCAUUCAAAAUCUGAAAUACAUGCUUACUUGACUGCCUGUCAUACUGAAGCUGUCUGCACUGAUUUUAUUUCAGAAUGGAUCCAAUACAAUAGCACUUGCUUUUUUCAGUCUUUACUACCUUCAUGCACAUUCGAUGCCCUAUGCUUGUCAUGAAGAGAUAUUAUUAGAAGUCAUUUCAAACAAACAAAGUUUUAAUUGUCUAAGUUACAGAUGCCAUUAUUGUGAAUGUGUUGAUUUCAUUAUGGAAAUACAAGUGUUCCUCCGAAAUGUUGACUAUUAUUUUGUUCUUUAUAGACGUGGUAGAAGUAAUACCAGUACUAAUAUAAAUUUAAAAUACAUGUUCAGUUUUUAGUUGAUUUGAUCAGCCGAUACCUUUUCGGGAUAAGCAGCAACUGGGUUUUAUUAAGGACAUAAGGACUGGCCCAAUUAAGCUCGUCCGGUUCUUAGUUGGGCACGCUCAGCACUGUUGCAAACAGCGAAGGAAACGUGCAAACCACGAGACCUGUGUUUUCAGAUCCCAAAGCAGCAGCCGUAGAAAUGCCAUUGAGACACGGCUAACCUGGUGUAGAAGGAUGUUAACUGGAUGCAUAAGAAGCUGCUCAGCACUGUUCCUCAAAUCUGCUGUGUUACCACAUCAAAAGAAAGCAACGUUCUGUGAACUACAACACAAUUCCUGAUCCUUUACCUUGAAUAGCUUCGGAAAAGCACAGCUGUUGGGUUUGGUGCCUUGCGCUGGAAAUAGACAAACCGGUGUGUGUAACUGAAGCAGAUGCAGCAACUGUUAUAUAUGAAGUGGCUCUCCCAAGGUCAGAAGCAAGCAGGAUUAAUGACAGAACACACACACACAUCUCUUCCAAUGGAAUAGCAAGCAAAGAAACAAAAGCUAUCAAGUGCUAACAGAACACUGAAGUUUAGUUGUGAAAUGUGAUGUGUAUUAUACUGGCGUUCAUGGAAUAACUGUUUGAUUUGAAUCAGGAAUGGGUGGUAUUAUUCUGCUCACUGUUUAGUGCUUGGUCUCUCCAAAGUAGAAAGUACCAAUUGUGUUCAAUAGUGUGGUGGGCCCUAUUUGCAAAAUUGAGGCCUCUUUUAAAGAAUGUUUUGUUAAGGAUUGUUAUUGCAGUUCAUUAAACCCCUUUCAGCUCUUUUAGAGAGGCUUAUUGGUUUAUUCUUAUUUUUCAAGUCGUUGUUUAACCUAAAAGCAGUCCUUAAAAAACUAAAAAAAACCUUAAAAACAGUCCUUUGAGUUUUGAGAAUAGGGCCUAUAGACUUGUGUCCACUCAGUUAUAAAUUGAGACUAUGAGACUCCUUUGUUGUGAUGUGAGCUGGAUUCAGAUCCAAGUAUCCAGAGGUGAAAGGCUAGUGAAUUAGCCUGCUGUGCCAACACUGUAGUUUGCAAGAGUUUUAUCUUGAGUGAAUGGAUCAGGUUUUAUCCAAUUGUAUUUUUAUACAGCAUGUAAUCCCUAUUGAACUGCGGCUAAGUCUGUUACAAAGCAUCAUGACCACUUGUAACCCCAGGGGAUUGCGCAGUGGGCAUUGUCUAUUACAUUAAACCCAGCUCCUGGAUGCCCGACAGGAGUGCAAGAUGCUUGAUUGACUGUUGCAAGUGUUGACAAAGGUGAAGCGAAGGUUAGCCAGAGGGAGCUGGGAUACUGUAGGGAGGAUCUUACAUCAUACAGAAGGUAAUCAACACUGCAUGACUGGUGUUUUGGGGUAUUUCAUUUCUGACAGGUAGUACCAGCUGGGUAGUCUGCUCUGGAGAUGCACAGAACUCGGCCUCUGCACGCCUUCCAUAUCGUUUAAAAAAAACAUGAAACGUGCAACUUAACUAGGGGCAGGUCUGUGGCUAGAAAUAUUUUAGCGUUUGGUCUAUUUAAAAAGAUGUAUUAAUAUUGUCUGUAUUCAGUACAGGGACAAUGUUACUCAGGCAGGCACGAUGCAGACAGAUGCCAUGAAUACCUACAUCAACAACCUGAAUUUCUUGUUUGUUCAUUUUUUUUUAACAAAAAUGACAAACAGCCAAUACUUAUACUGGCCAUUUCACACUGACUAGAAAAUGAUACAUGCUAGACUGUAGAGUUUCAGCAUUAGCUUUAAAAGAACAGUUCUGUUUGUACAAAAUAAACAAUAUUGAAAUGAAGAGCUGACGAGCCGAUAGGCAAACAUUCGCCCUGCUAAUCUUAACUUUCCCACCAGGGAGAAACAUUGUUCAACCGUGCAGCUGUUCUGUGACAGCACUGGAAUCUAGGAAUUGUAGUUUUUACACAAAUUGUAGUCCCGGGCAGAAUUGCCACAACAGCAACUGAUCAUGAAUGUCUCAUAAACACUUUGAGAUACUGACUUCAUAUUUUCAAUAUUAUGAAAAGUCUUUGGGUGAUAUCCAUCACUUUGACUGGUAACCUAAGGUUACUUGGCUUUCCCGCACACACACAAGGUAUCUUUGUGGUAUCUUGAAACAUUCUGCGUGCAAUUUAUUGCCUCAAUAUUUUGAGUGUUUAAAACAAUGUAGCACCCAUACUGUAAAUUACCGGAAAACAGCUCAUUACUGUAGAACAAUGCUAAAAUAAAGGCUGACUUUUGA
This is a messenger RNA of Polyodon spathula (Mississippi paddlefish), 6783 nucleotides long. It is a transcript of the gene rnf6, whose product is annotated as ring finger protein (C3H2C3 type) 6. The transcript is spliced from 4 exons. Lineage: Eukaryota; Metazoa; Chordata; Actinopteri; Acipenseriformes; Polyodontidae. Gene Ontology annotation, biological process: protein ubiquitination; positive regulation of DNA-templated transcription; ubiquitin-dependent protein catabolic process. The record is from RefSeq and is a predicted model, not a curated record. Gene Ontology annotation, cellular component: nucleoplasm; cytoplasm. Bases 96 to 2240 code for a protein of 714 amino acids. Gene Ontology annotation, molecular function: ubiquitin protein ligase activity.